This is a messenger RNA of Passer domesticus (house sparrow), 2183 nucleotides long. Its product is annotated as serpin B10-like. Gene Ontology annotation, molecular function: serine-type endopeptidase inhibitor activity. The record is from RefSeq and is a predicted model, not a curated record. The transcript is spliced from 8 exons. Lineage: Eukaryota; Metazoa; Chordata; Aves; Passeriformes; Passeridae. Bases 444 to 1682 code for a protein of 412 amino acids.
AAGUCCCUUUCUUUUUUUCUAUCUGUCUGUUUCUCAGAGAUAAAUUCUGUAAUACAAACCAUAAAAGAAGUAGGUCAGUCACUGCCUUUUUUUAAACUCUCCAAACCACAAAGGAAAGAUUGUUCAAAGUAGUGUGGGUUCAAGUUGUUACUAGCCUGUUGCCACAAAAGUGUUUAUAGAAAUACUUAAGCAGUCACUUUUGUAAAAUUCUUCUAUGGUAUCAUUCUUACCAUCACUUCACAUCCUACUCUGAGGUGAUUCAGUUCUUCCACAGGGAUGUGGCCUAUAGGACAUAUUUCAUUGCACAGUCAUGAGUCAUAAGAACCUUUGCAGAACCGGCCAGGCACACUAUAAAUUCAUCCUACCCUCCAUGUGAACUGCAGAAACCUUGGAGACACCCAGAGCAGCAGUGUUUCUCCCUGCACAAAACAAGCUCCAGGACAAUGGAUACAUUGAAUAAAGCAAACACAAGCUUUGCUCUUGACUUUUUCAAACAGCAAUUGCAGGAAGAUGGUGACAAGAAUAUUUUGUUCUCUCCUUGGAGUAUUUCAUCUGCCCUGGCUACUGUUUAUUUGGGAGCCAAAGGUAACACUGCAGAUCAGAUGGCAAAGGUACUUCACUUCAACCAAGCUGAAGGAGCCAAAAACGUCACCACAACCAUAAGAAUGCAGGUCUAUGCCAGAACAGAAGAGAGUUUAUCAAAUCGACGUGCAUGUUUCCAGAAGACAGAGAUCGGCAAAUCAGAUAAUAUCCAUCCUGGAUUUAAAGCACUCAGCUUUGAAAUCAACCAACCCACUAGAAACUACCUACUUAAAAGUGUCAACCAGCUUUAUGGAGAAAAAUCAUUGCCUUUCAGUAAGGAAUACUUAUUUUUAGCCAAGAGAUACUACGGUGCGGAGCCACAAUCAGUCGACUUUGUGGGAGCAGCAGAUGCAAUCAGGAGAGACAUCAAUUCCAGUGUUGAACAACAGACUGAAGGUAAAAUCCAGAAUCUGCUGCCUCCUGGAUCCGUAGAUUCACUCACCAGGCUAGUCCUGAUAAAUGCACUCUACUUCAAAGGAAAUUGGGCAACAAAGUUUGAAGCUGCAGCUACCAGGCAAAGGCCUUUCAGAAUAAACAUGCAUACAACUAAAUCAGUGCCCAUGAUGUACCUGAGGGAUAAAUUUAACUUAAACUACAUAGAAUCAGUUCAGGCUGAUGUUCUUGAGCUUCCAUACGUCAAUAACGACCUCAGCAUGUUCAUCCUGCUACCAAGUGACAUCUCUGGCUUACAAAAGCUAGAAAGAGAAUUGACUUUUGAAAACUUGUCUACAUGGACAAAUCCAGAACUAAUGGAGAAAAUGAACAUGGAAGUUUAUCUGCCCAGGUUCACAUUAGAAGAGAAAUAUGACCUCAAGUCUACUUUGAGCAGGAUGGGGAUACAAGAUGCCUUCACAGAAGGUCAAGCUGAUUUCACAGCAAUGUCCAAGACUGGUGAUCUGUUUUUGUCACAAGUUUUCCACAAGUGUUACCUGGAAGUCAAUGAAGAAGGCACAGAGGCAGCAGCUGCCAGUUCAGCAACACUGGCAUCACGAAGUCUUGGUGCUACUGUUAUCUUUUUGGCAGAUCACCCUUUCCUCUUCUUUAUCAGGCACAACAAGACCAAGACUAUUCUCUUCUUGGGAAGGUUUUCUUCCCCCUAAAAACCCGAUUACUAAACAGGUUAUUGCAACAAGAAAAAUGAACUAAAUACACACCACAAGGAACAUCUCAAUAACCAGUGCACUUCUCAAUUUUCCUGUACUGUUGACAAAUCUCUCAAUGUUAGAGGAGAGUAUUUAUGAAAAAUAACCUCAAAUUUAUGCCUCUGGCUCAUUUUCCUGGCCAAAUAACCCCAAAAUGCUAGCACUACACGCUAAGUACCAAACUGUGCAAAGAAGAACAUUACUGUGUUUUUUAGCACUUUCUGAACUAGAACUUCCACAAUUCAGAACAGACUGAUCUGAGCUCAACCAGUAAUAUUAAAUUUUGGUACCUAAGAAGACGAAAACCCAGGAAUAUCUCCUUUCAGAAUGCUGCUGCAUCUCCAUUGGUUUCAGCUCAUGCUGAUCCCUAAGGCAGGCUUCUCACCCGCCUUCUUGUCAGUUUUUUACCAGCUCUGCACUCUGGCAGAACUGGCAAUGAAAUAAACCUGCAAAAUCUCC